GUAUCUUCACAGAUUUAUUCACUUAGAAGCCGUGCAGACGCCAUUGUAAGGUGUGAUAGUAUCUGUGUAGGACUUUCCGCGAAAAUGGGCCAUGAACUGAGAAUAGCCGUUGUAUGUGCUAGCAACAUGAACAGAAGCAUGGAAGCACAUUCUUUUUUGAGCAAACAAGGAUACAAGGUGAAGUCUUACGGUACCGGAGACAAGGUAAAACUCCCUGGUCCAUCCAUCGACAAGCCGAACGUGUAUGAAUUCGGCACGCCGUACGACAAGAUAUACAAAGAUCUUAAAUCGAAAGAUCCGAACAUGUAUACUCAAAACGGUUUGCUGAACAUGCUGGAUAGGAAUAGAAGACUGAAGGACCACCCUGAAAAAUUCCAGCUCACCGAGGACGAGUUCGACGUGAUUUUCACUGUCGAGGAGCGCGUUUUCGAUCACGUUGUGGAAUUCAUGGAGAGCCGAGAGAAGAAAGGAUGCACACCAGUUCAUGUUAUCAACAUUGAUGUGGAAGAUAAUCACGAGGAGGCGACGAUCGGCGCCUUCCUGAUCCGAGAUCUUGUGGAUCUGAUGGCGUCGUGUGACGACUUGGACAACGAUAUCGACGACCUUCUGCAAGACUUCGAAUCUACUUGCAAGCGCUCGAUUUUGCAUUGCGUGCAGUUCUAUUGAACGUUCAUAUUCGCACAUGUGUUUCAUGCAUCUUCAGUUUCUCUCCCUUCCCCUUUUUGUUCCUGUGAAUGAACGGGAGAGAACGGAUUUUCCUUAGCCAAGGAAACAUGCACGUGCUGUGAAAGAAAGGUCGUCCCAAUGACCUGUUGGAAAAACUGUCUGAUGAGUUUAUGUGUACAGGCGUAUUUUCUGCGAAUGGAAAAAAAGUUGUUUCAAAGGCUUCUUGCGCAUCAUUCUCUUCCAAGGGGUAUAGGAGCUAAGCGACGUUGCGCUUGUCACAAUUUUUUUCCCAGUUGGCAUUUAGACGGCGAAUGCUGGAAUGGAAGGCUUGAAUUAGAGAAUUGUUUACAGUUCGCGUCGUAUAGCAUGCAUUCGUGUUUUUGGAUGACGAAGAUUUGGAGGAAGAUCCGGUGAUGUGCGCUCCUCGCGUGUGCGUUAUAGAAACUUUCUUUCGAAGAAGAUCCGGAGAAUAGUGGCUCGACGAGCUUCGAAAUUAAUGUCAAUUCCAAAUCUCCGCGAAUGUUCUAAAUUCCCCAAAGCUCUAUCUACCGAGCUUCCGGCAAAAUAUUCGAAACAUUUAGAUUGAUUUUGUUAACGUUUCGAUCCCUGAACUUAUUUGCGCGAUCAUAGCUCUAACGUAGGUAAAUCGUUCUCUACCAUCAACGAAUUUUCGCCAAAAUCAAUUUUCGUUGUGAAUGCUUCUGGCUGGAAAUGGCUCAGUCUAAAUAUAGUUGUCACAAAAAUUUAGAGAAGUGAAAAUGGUAGUUUUUGGGUGUGGUGGCACGGAUGGAUUUUGUCAAUGCAGUUUCAAGGCCGCGUUAAAUCAUUCAAGGAAAUUGUUUCGUUGUGAACGGAUGACAAUAAAACGCUGGAUGUCCAUAUA
Notodromas monacha is the source of this 1549-nucleotide messenger RNA. The record is from the annotation of a GenBank genome assembly. Lineage: Eukaryota; Metazoa; Arthropoda; Ostracoda; Podocopida; Cyprididae.